Molecule: messenger RNA, 1122 nt
Organism: Coffea eugenioides
Lineage: Eukaryota; Viridiplantae; Streptophyta; Magnoliopsida; Gentianales; Rubiaceae
Exons: 8
Coding region: 1-813 (270 amino acids)
Biological process (GO): calcium-mediated signaling
Molecular function (GO): kinase binding; calcium ion binding
Source: RefSeq, a predicted model, not a curated record
AUGUUGCGUUGCUUAGACGGUGUGAAGCAUUUACUUUCUGCUGUUGUCAAUUGCUGUGAUUCUGAAAUUUAUAAGCAACCCCGAGGAUUAGAAAAUCCUGAAGCUCUUGCAAGGGAGACUGUCUUCAGUGUCAGUGAGAUAGAGGCACUGUAUGAAUUAUUUAAGAAGAUCAGCAGUGCUGUGAUUGAUGAUAGGCUUAUCAACAAGGAAGAGUUUCAACUUGCACUAUUUAAGACAAAUAAAAAGGAGAGCUUGUUUGCUGAUCGGGUAUUUGACUUGUUUGACACAAAGCAUAAUGGGAUAUUAGAUUUUGAGGAGUUUGCACGCUCUCUUUCAGUCUUUCACCCAAAUGCUUCGAUUGAUGAUAAGAUUGAAUGUAACCAUCUUUCUUAUUUCUUCUUUACGCCGUUGUUUCAUGCAUAUACUCCCUGGUAUAUCAAUAUAUCUCUUUCAAAAACAGUUGAUUCUACAACAGAUGAAGAGCAAAAUAAAGGCUUUUUUAGAGCUGCAUAUGUCAUUUCAGGGAUCCUGCUGGUGCCAUUGACUCUCGCGCUGACCAUCUUUAUGUUUUGGCAUGUUUAUCUUAUUCUGCAAAACAAGACCACAAUAGAGUACCAUGAAGGUGUGAGAGUUAUGUGGCUUGCUGAAAAAGGAGAUUAUCUGUAUUCACAUCCAUAUGAUCUUGGUACUUAUGAGAAUAUGAUAUCAGUUUUAGGUCCAAAUAUCUUUUGCUGGGUAUGUCCCACCUCAGAGCAGAUUGGUUCUGGCCUUCGUUUCCGCACCAACAAUCUGAUGGUCCUAUAUCAUUAUUGAUGAUAAUCAAAUUAUGGUGUCCGCAUGCUUUCUUUUUGGAAAUACAGCCAUUAAAAAAGUGUCUUGUGUAGCUCCUCCUUACAUCCACGUUGUUGCAGAAGUAGUCAAAGUUGACUGGACUUCUGAAGCAGUCAGAUGUAAAAUAGGACCCUCCUCAUGACUUUUUUUUUUCUUUCAAAAGUACCAUCCUCAUACAAUCAUGUACAAAUGACAGAGUUCCAGGCUAACUCACAGCAACUUCAAGUAGAAGAGAUAGGCCAAAAAUUGUAACUUAAAGAUGUUGUAAUGUUGUGACUCUCAGGAAGUGUA